Caenorhabditis briggsae is the source of this 1053-nucleotide messenger RNA. The coding region runs from base 1 to 1053 and encodes 350 amino acids. Gene Ontology annotation, cellular component: endoplasmic reticulum; plasma membrane; Golgi apparatus. NCBI's taxonomy places the organism in Eukaryota, Metazoa, Nematoda, Chromadorea, Rhabditida, Rhabditidae. The transcript has 7 exons. The record is from RefSeq and is a predicted model, not a curated record.
AUGGUAGUCAAUUUUCACAAAAGCGUUGUGUUUAAUGAUUCUUCUGAUUUUGAGGACGACAGUUUCAUUACAUCUCUCAAACAACAACGUUUGAAAGGUCAGAUUCCCGUUGUCACGAAACGUUAUGCACUUUCAAUUACUAUAUUUUUUGCCUUGCUGUUUUUAGGAAUCUCUCAGCUUAUUGCAUCUGCGAAUCAGCAAGUGUUGCUCAUUCGACAAAGAUAUGAUAACGUGACAAAUGGAUAUAUGGAUAUCAAUAUACCCAGAUACAUCCCUGCUCCUGUCUACUUUUACUACGAACUUCGAGGGUCCUUCAGAAUGCAUCGUUCCUUGAAUCAAGCAUUUUGCAAAAACCAAUUGAUAACUGGGGAGAGCUACGGAUGUGACACUUUCAAAAACAAAAACUACUCCUGUGAAGAUGCCAAGGCUAAACAAUCGAAACUGAUUCCUGGAUUUUCUAGCUAUUGUGUAGACGGACAAAAGUUCUACGCCCCUGUUGGAGGGACUGCUUCAAUUAUGUUUAAUGAUUACUUCAAAUUAACACUUAACAACGUUGAAAUUUUGUGGACAGAGGAAGGAGUGAUCAGUGAUAAACUUCGAAAUGCGUAUUUCGAACCAAUAGGAGAGAAGGACUUGUGUAAUGCUGAAAUGUUUCGAAACACAGCGAAACCUAUUGGAUGGAAACAACACGUCUGCGAAAUGGGCGGUUACCGUAAUAUUUCACUGAUCAAGUGGCUAGAGGGGACUACGAAUAUGAACUUUAAGAAGUUUUAUAGAAUUCUGGACACAAAGAAACACGAUGGAUUGAAAGCAGGGGUGUAUAGGUUGUAUGUGGAUAAUGUGUAUGACCCGAAAGUCAUACCCCGAACCGAACAUAAAAUGGAGAAAUAUUUCUGGAUUCUCCACCCAACAUGGUUCGGAACCGAGCAGAAAUUUUUGGAAGUUAUGUAUCUGAUUGUUGGAGGAGGUCUACUAGCCUUCUCUUGUGGGCUAGUGGGAUUCCAAAUUUUCCUGAUCGACAGAAGAAAAACCUAUGACGACGAUGAUGAGUAG